Molecule: messenger RNA, 891 nt
Organism: Amyelois transitella
Lineage: Eukaryota; Metazoa; Arthropoda; Insecta; Lepidoptera; Pyralidae
Exons: 1
Coding region: 1-891 (296 amino acids)
Source: RefSeq, a predicted model, not a curated record
AUGCCGACUCCAAUAGAGCCCUGUUAUGGCCCCAGUUCUGGUGGUACCGAUGACCUCAGCGCGCUUCUGGCGCUUGCGCGAGCUUUAGAAAGCAGCCAGAACCAGAACCAACAGCAAGAAAAACAGCCACCUCAGCCACCACCUUGUACCUGCCCUAAAAGUGAUGUUAAUACUAUAGAAAUUAUUGAUAAAUUGAUUAACGCUUUAGUUUUUACUACUACCCAUUCAGGCGGGGGUGGGGGCGGGGGCAGCGGCGCAGGAGGAAGUGGUGGAGGUUUCACUUCAACUACUACUACUGGUAGUUAUUCGUCUUCUUCAAAUAGCGAGGGCGUCGUUCCCGGUCUACUUGGAGGUUUGGUUGGAAGCAAUGGCCAAAGUGGCUCAUCAUCUAAUAAUAAUGACGGAGUCGUGGUCGCAUUGCUUCGGGGCCUGCUUGGUGCGGGGGGUGGGGGGAAUGAUGGCGUAGUCACCAAUUUACUUAGCGGAUUACUUGGUAGUAGUACUGGUGGUAAUGAAGGAGUAGUACCUAAUUUAUUAGGAGGGUUAGUAGGACCUGCUUCCGGAGGAAAUGAGGGGGUAGUUCCGGGAUUAUUAGGAGGAUUACUAGGAGGAGGCUCUUCAGGCGGAAGUAGCGGGGCAGCUGGAGGGAAUAAUGGGGCAGCUGGAGGGAAUAAUGGGGCAGCCGGGGGAAAUAACGGGGCAUCUGGUGGCUCAUCUAACGGAAACAGUGGUUUAUUGGGUGGGCUGCUCGGAGGUGGAAAUUCACCAGUCGGAGGUUUACUUGGAGGUGGCAGCAGUUCAGCGGAAGCCGCCAGUGGUGCCUCAAGUACCGCCAAUAGUGGCGGUUCUGGGAGUGGUGGUGGUGGUGGGUUGCUUAAUUCUGUUUUAUAG